AUGAGGUGGAUCAAGGCCAACUGCGCAUUUGCCGCCACCGGCCCUUACUCCUCUCUCUAUGAGGACAUGGAUCGCUUCAUCGUGCGCUUCCAAUGUUAUCAGCAGGAGCUAGGCCUCGCAAUGGAGAUGCUCGUCGAUUGGGAAGCCGCGCAUCAUGUACCCCGAACUUGGGAUAACCUUGGGGAUGCGAGGACAAGCACUUUCAAGAAUCGUUAUCGUCUCAAACCAAGCAAGGCCGCAUCAUCCAGCCGAUUUCCGCACUAUCCCUCUCCCCUCUUCAUCUUCACCGUCCAAGACAUCUUCAGGUUCAUCUCUUAUCUGCGCACGCAACCCUUGAUGGAGAUGUUGGGGGAUGUAGUGCCGGACUGGAGUAGCGGAUGCCACACAAGACAUGCCGAGGGUGCCGUCAGAUUCUUCAAGGUCGGGACCCGUGUCUAUGCUGCGAGCAAUGUUCAACAAGGCAAGUGGCUGUUCUGA
Messenger RNA from Cryptococcus wingfieldii CBS 7118, 477 nucleotides. RefSeq lists its product as hypothetical. NCBI's taxonomy places the organism in Eukaryota, Fungi, Basidiomycota, Tremellomycetes, Tremellales, Cryptococcaceae. The transcript has 4 exons. The record is from RefSeq and is a predicted model, not a curated record. Bases 1 to 477 code for a protein of 158 amino acids.